This is a messenger RNA of Xylona heveae TC161, 648 nucleotides long. Its product is annotated as mitochondrial 37S ribosomal protein SWS2. Gene Ontology annotation, biological process: translation. Gene Ontology annotation, molecular function: RNA binding; structural constituent of ribosome. Gene Ontology annotation, cellular component: small ribosomal subunit; ribosome; mitochondrion. Lineage: Eukaryota; Fungi; Ascomycota; Xylonomycetes; Xylonales; Xylonaceae. The coding region runs from base 46 to 405 and encodes 119 amino acids. The transcript has 4 exons. The record is from RefSeq and is a predicted model, not a curated record.
AUCCUCAAAGAAAGCUCCGUUACCGUCUGCUUCAAAUUCGACACAAUGGUUUUCAUCCUAGGUGUCAACUUCCCCGAGCAACGGCUUGUGAAGAAGUCUCUCCAGAGCUUCUACGGCAUUGGCCCACAAAUUUCUCAGCGCCUGAUGGCUCGCUUCCAUAUCCAUCCAACGGCCAAGGUGAGCGAGCUGGGCAGUAAGCAGGUCACCGACAUUACAGCCGAGUUGUCCAGUAUGACAAUCGAAAACGACCUGAAGAGACGGUUGCGGGAUAACAUUAGACGGUUAAGAGACAUGGGUGCAUACCGCGGAAAGAGACAUGCAAUGAACUUGCCUGUCCGGGGACAAAACACAAGAACACAGGUUUCUACUGCCCGCAAGCUGAACAGGAUAGAAAGAUGGGCAUAAAUGAUUGUUUGGUGUGGGAAAUUAUUUUGGCUGAUUCAAUUGGGUUCAAUUGUACAACACAGUCUCGUCUUUGGCGUUGGUCACGAAGCACAAUUAAUAUGAUACACUUCAAUUUUUUCUCUCGCUCGACCCAAAAAUGAUUCAUUUGAGAUGCAUGCCGAGAACGGUGGCUAUUUUGAGAAUACUGCAGGACACAUUUCUCUGAAACUAAACACAUUUGUAACAAACUGCCAGGCGGUCAUU